Molecule: messenger RNA, 1572 nt
Organism: Auxenochlorella protothecoides
Lineage: Eukaryota; Viridiplantae; Chlorophyta; Trebouxiophyceae; Chlorellales; Chlorellaceae
Product: Retinoblastoma-binding protein 5
Exons: 9
Coding region: 1-1572 (523 amino acids)
Cellular component (GO): Set1C/COMPASS complex
Molecular function (GO): protein binding
Source: RefSeq, a predicted model, not a curated record
AUGGUGGUGCUGACGUCGCGGGGAACGGGCGAUGCAUCUGAACUGGUGGGUUUGCCGGAGCACUGCGAGGAGGUGCUGAAACCACCACCAGGCCAGCCCGCCCUCUGCCUUGCCUUCAACCCUUCCGGGACACUGCUAGCCACCGGAUGUGCGGGGGGUGACAUCCUGAUCUGGAACUACCAGACCAGGGCGCUGGUGCGGACCUGGAAGGACGGGCACAAUGGCGCCGUGCGGUGCCUGGUGUGGAGCCCGGAUGGCCAUAGUAUCAUGUCUGGGGGCGCAGACGGCAGCAUCGUCACCUGGGACGUCCUCUCCGGCCGCCCCACCGCGAGCCAGCCCCUCGGCCGCGGCGCCGUGGUCUCCCUGUGCCCCGGUCCCGGUCCCGGCCAGCUGCUGCUCACCUUCCGCGCCGCCCCGCCCGCCGUGCUGACUGUGGGCGGCGGGGGCAUCCAGCACCUGCCCCUGGCCGGCUGGAGCGCGUGCGACCCACCUGAGGCGCCCGAGCCGGCCCCUGCAGAGGCCACGAGCGCCGGGGCCGAAGCUGGCAAGGAUGGCAGGGGCGGCGCGAGCCUGGCCGAGCAGGCCACGAGCAGCGGGUACCCGGCCGCCACCGCCCCCGGCAGCGCCCUCAUCUACGCUGCCAUGCGAGGGGCCCUGCUGGUCGUCCGGGCCUCGGACCUGGCCAUCAUCGACGCCAUCAGGGUCCAGGCAGCGCUGCGCGUGAGCAGCCUUGAGCUCGACCCCGGCGGGACGCGGCUCAUCGUCCUCGCCAACGAUCGGGCGGUGCGGGUGUACGCCAUGCAGGCACCGGCCCAGGGGCUGGAGGCCCUGCCGGCACGCGAUCCUGGCGAGGUGGAGGCCCUGGUGGCCGCCAAGACGCGGCGGCCGUCCGGCAGCAUCUUCUACGAGGAGCGGGGAGCUCUUCUGCGGCCCUCCCGUCGCUUUGAGCAGCAGAUCGAGCGCAACACGUGGAGUGCCGCCACUUUCUCUGGAGAUGGGGAGUAUGUGCUGGCGGCCGUGGCCGGCCAGACCGAGCAUGUCAUCUACGCCUGGAACUCCCACUACGGGCACACCGAUCGGGUGUUGGAGUGCAUACGCGGGGCGCAUGGUGUUUUGGCAAUGGCGUGGCAUCCUCAGCUCUACCCCAUGCAGCUGCUCACACUCGGAGGCAGCGGCAGCAUCUUCAUCUGGACCAAGAUCUUGAGUGACAAGUGGACAGCCUUUGCCCCAGACUUCCGGGAACUCGAGGAGAACGAGGAGUACAUAGAGCGUGAGGACGAGUUUGACGUGGUGCAGCGUGCAGCUACUCCCGAUCAAUCCCUGCCUGCAAAUGUGGAUGCUGACUUGGACAUCGUCACCCGGGGGCCCAGCAACACACCCACCCCUGCAUCCUCGGACCUGCUAUUCCUCCCCGUGGUCAUCCAAGCAGAGUCAGACCAGGGCCAGGAAGAUCCUGAUGCUGACGCAGCAGGCACUGUGCCAAACGGCGGUGCCACUCCAAUGGACGAGGACGACUCCGACGGCGGCCCAGACCUGACUGUGCAGAAACGAGCACGCCCAGGAGUGAUUUGA